Molecule: messenger RNA, 912 nt
Organism: Drosophila nasuta
Lineage: Eukaryota; Metazoa; Arthropoda; Insecta; Diptera; Drosophilidae
Gene: Polr2C
Product: RNA polymerase III subunit RpII33
Exons: 1
Coding region: 1-828 (275 amino acids)
Biological process (GO): transcription by RNA polymerase II
Cellular component (GO): RNA polymerase II, core complex
Molecular function (GO): DNA binding; protein dimerization activity
Source: RefSeq, a predicted model, not a curated record
AUGCCGUAUGCAAAUCAACCGUCUGUGCAAAUCAACGAGCUGACUGACGACAAUGUCAAGUUUGUGCUUGAGGAUACCGAACUGAGUGUAGCGAACAGUUUGCGCCGCGUUUUCAUUGCCGAGACACCAACACUGGCCAUCGACUGGGUACAACUUGAGGCCAACUCAACUGUGUUGUCCGACGAGUUCCUCGCUCAUCGCAUUGGCCUCAUUCCCCUCAUAUCCGAUGAUGUGGUCGAGCGGUUGCAGUACACUCGUGAUUGCAUCUGCCUGGACUUUUGCCCAGAGUGCAGUGUGGAAUUUACUCUGGAUGUUAAAUGUAAUGAGGAGCAAACACGUCAUGUAACCACCGCCGAUUUGAAGUCCAGCAAUGCCAAAGUGCUGCCUGUAACGUCACGUAACCAAGGCGAGGAAGACAAUGAGUACGGCGAGAGUACGGACGAAAUUCUCAUUAUAAAACUGCGCAAGGGACAAGAACUUAAGCUGCGCGCUUAUGCUAAAAAGGGCUUUGGCAAGGAGCACGCCAAGUGGAAUCCCACAGCGGGUGUUUGCUUUGAAUACGAUCCCGAUAACUCUAUGCGUCAUACGCUUUUUCCCAAGCCCGAUGAAUGGCCCAAGAGCGAGCACACUGAACUGGAGGAUGAUCAAUUUGAGGCGCCAUAUAAUUGGGAAGCAAAGGCCAACAAGUUCUUUUUCAAUGUGGAGUCAUCAGGAGCAUUGAAACCCGAAAAUAUUGUCAUAAUGGGUGUCCAGGUGCUGAAGAAUAAACUUUCCAAUCUACAGACACAACUCAGUCACGAGUCGCAAAACGAUGCGUUGGCGGUUUAGCAACAGCACAUUAGAAAUGUAUAUUAAGUUCACCAUAGAAAUCACAAGUCUAAUCUUUGAAUAAACUGUCUAUGUUAAUGCCUA